AUGGAACGCACAGCCUCCGGCCUAUCCAUUUCAUCCGACACUACUCAACCCUCACUUGCCAGUCUAUCCCCCCUAAACGACGGCAAUGAACCGGGCUUCCUGAGCGACCUCGCCGCUGCACGCUUAGUUCGUGAUCAUGUGCAAACUCUGGCUUUUCCAGUUCCACCGUCGAAGACAUCGCGGUGUUGUCUCUGGCGGGGCCGUAUUUUGAGAACGCUCAUCAACCCCAAAUUUCGUGCUGCCGACUUCCCACUCGACGAUAACGCUCUACGCAGCAUCUUCUCCGCCGCCAAUGAACUCUUCUUCGGCAAUCGCCUUGCCGGUCGUGUUGCAUGGGACUGGAGUCACCCUGCAAGCGCCCAAUACCAGGCGCAUAUUGUCGGCACCACCGCUGUGCGACGUUCCCGUGAUGGUGGCUACGAGACCCUCAUCGUGCUGUCGUCACCUAUCCUCCAGGAUACAAAGUACAACCGCCGUCUCCUGAUCUCAACAUUCCUGCACGAAAUGAUCCACAGUUACCUCUUUGUAGUAUGCGGACUGAAAGCCCGCUACGAAGGUGGUCACACGGAAGGGUUUCGCCAGAUCGCCGACACCAUCGAUCGCUGGGUCGGUCACAGCUAUCUGCGUCUUAGUGAAAUGGACGCUGAUCUGGAGCACUUCCGCCAGCACCCGGCAUGCGGGCACGACCAACAUCAGGUACGCAGUCGAAGCGCAGACGGGCAGGAGAGGAUACCCUGGCGCAGCGAGAGAUGGGAAGAUGGAGAACGAGAAAGAAGCGUCAUCUAUCCGACUGAGCUUCACCCACGGCCACAUCCCAGCUACGAAAACAGGGAUCGACAUGGGCGGGAGGGUCACAGAGCCCUUCAUGUCCGGAGAGGAAUCUCACCAUACGUUUACUGA
Molecule: messenger RNA, 900 nt
Organism: Fusarium graminearum PH-1
Lineage: Eukaryota; Fungi; Ascomycota; Sordariomycetes; Hypocreales; Nectriaceae
Exons: 1
Coding region: 1-900 (299 amino acids)
Source: RefSeq, a predicted model, not a curated record